This is a messenger RNA of Quercus lobata, 1243 nucleotides long. RefSeq names its product F-box protein At1g67340-like. The transcript has 3 exons. Bases 91 to 1119 code for a protein of 342 amino acids. The record is from RefSeq and is a predicted model, not a curated record. Gene Ontology annotation, molecular function: protein binding. Lineage: Eukaryota; Viridiplantae; Streptophyta; Magnoliopsida; Fagales; Fagaceae.
UUCUCAUCUGCAUUUACUAAUUCCAUUCGGAAAACUGUAUAGCAGAAGUUAAAAAAAAACAAAACACACACAAAAACCAAACCAAAACAUAUGAGGAAAAAGCAAAAAACGACGCCGCCGCCGCCGCAUAGCACAAACGCCGAAGAAUCCGAUCUCUUCGAUGGCUUGCCGGACGACCUCGUCGUUUUCAUCCUCUGUAAAGUCAGCUCCUCCGCUUCUUCACCCUCCGAUCUCAUCAGCAUUCUCUUCACGUGUAAAAGACUGAACCGCUUGGGUGUUCAUCCGUUGGUUCUAUCGAAAGCGAGUCCUAAAGCUCUCGCAAUCAGAGCCAAAAACUGGUCCGAAUCUGCCCACCGCUUUCUCAGACUAUGUGUCAAUUCUGGAAACAUCGAAGCUUCGUAUACACUAGGCAUGAUCCGUUUUUAUUGUCUUCAAAACCGAGGGAGUGGAGCGUCACUAAUGGCGAAGGCGGCGAUUAAGACUCACGCGCCGGCUCUGUACUCGCUAGCGGUUAUACAGUUCAACGGCAGCGGAGGUUCCAAAAACGAUAAGAACUUAAAAGCCGGCGUGGCUUUAUGCGCACGCGCCGCUUAUCUCGGCCACGUGGACGCGCUGCGCGAGCUUGGGCAUUGCCUCCAAGACGGUUACGGAGUCCGCCAGAACGUCGCCGAGGGCCGCAGACUGCUCGUCCAGGCCAACACGCGCGAGCUCGCCUCUGUCCUACGAGCCCGGUCGGUUUCUCCCGACCCGGGUUUAAACGGAUCGGGUUGCGGGUUGUUGAGCGACUUCGGGUGCGACGUGACGGAGCCGGAAACGCAUCCAGUGAAUACUUUUUUGAAAGAGUGGUUCGGGUCGGGCUGUGACGGGUCGGGUCUGCGGAUGUGCUCGCAUGUCGGGUGUGGGAGACCCGAGACUAGGCCGCAUGAGUUUCGGCGGUGCUCGGUUUGUGGAGCGGUGAAUUAUUGCUCGCGUGGGUGUCAAGCGUUGGAUUGGAAGCUGAGACAUAAGAUUGAAUGCAUGCCGAUGGAGCGGUGGUUAGAGGAGAAUAACGGCGGCGAUAAUGGCGGUGUCGGCGGUGGUGAUGGUGGUGGUGGUGAAGAGGAGGGAGAGCUAAAUUAAAAAAAAGUUAGUAAAAUAUGUAAUUAAGUUUAGUUUUUUAUUAUUUAUUUAAUUCAGAUUUUGUUUGUUGUACAUCUGGGGAAAAUUCAAAAAUUCAAAAAAAAAAGUUUUUUUUGGACCUUUA